This is a messenger RNA of Aureobasidium pullulans EXF-150, 3673 nucleotides long. RefSeq lists its product as uncharacterized. Bases 397 to 3453 code for a protein of 1018 amino acids. The transcript has a single exon. Lineage: Eukaryota; Fungi; Ascomycota; Dothideomycetes; Dothideales; Saccotheciaceae. Gene Ontology annotation, biological process: carbohydrate metabolic process. The record is from RefSeq and is a predicted model, not a curated record.
UCUGACGCGGUCGAGAUGGGUCGCCGACCAAUCAAUAGAAUCCGCUCGCGCAACCGAGACCAGUACUGACAGCAUGUCCACGACUCGCAGACAUCCGCCUAUCGCGUAUGGUGGAAGAGAGAUGUGAUAGUACACCGUUUUUGAGUAGGGAAAAUGCAAAGUAUUGCUUAUUCCUUCCCUCUUCACAGGUCAUGACUUGUUCGUCUGUUUUUGCGAUAUAACCUCUGCAAGGUUUCGCUCCGGUUUGAAACUCUUUUUUCCCUUUGAACUUUCUUCUUGACUUCACAUUCCUCAUUCUUGCAUCAGUGCUUUGCUUCGUUGGGGGAGGUGUGUUUUGACAACUUGUGACACAUUCCACGGAGAUCUCUUUCCCUUCUUUACUAUACCAUACACAACAUGGCGACUUCUGCGUAUCAUCUUAGGACGGAUUAUCUGGUCGAGGCGUUUGGAAUCGAUAACCCACGACCGGAGUUCUCUUGGAGACUGGAAGCCACCGAUCCUUCGGACAAACAUGCCGUGGUGUUUCAACAUGCAUAUCGCGUGCAAGUCGCACUCACCGAACAAUUCAAACCCACGACCAUCGUUUGGGAUUCAGAUGUAGUGCGCUCGCAAGAUCAAUCUGGAAUUAUCUAUGCGGGUGGUUUACUCCAAUCUAUCACGAAAUAUUACUGGCGUGUUCAGUUGUUCGACAUGCAUGAUUUUUGCAACGGAUGGAGCAGUGUUGCUACUUUUGAGACUGGAAUCAUGGAUGCGAGACUUUGGAAGGCUAGCUGGAUUACUGGACCUGCUGAGGAUACGGAACAUGCUAUGUAUUUCCGUGGUUGCUUGACCAUACCUUCUGGAGUGUUGAAAGGAAGAGCUUUCGUUACUGCACUCGGUUGGUAUAGGUUAUUCGUCAAUGGAUCUGAUUUGACUGGAAACUGCUGUGUACCGCGCUGGACGCCGUUGAAUUCUGCAGUCGAAUAUCAGGAUUACGAUAUCACGGAACAUCUUCGUCCAGGACUGAAUCAUUUCAGUGUUGUGGUUGGAGAUGGGCGAUGGAGAGGAAGUCUUGGUCUCCGCGAUACGAGAGCGAAGCAUCAUGAUCCUGUUGCUGCUUUUGUUCAGGUCAACAUCAACUUCAAAGAUGGAAACAGGAUUGCUUAUGGAAGUUCUGAAGAAUGGCUUGCUGGAACUGGCGCUAUUAUCCGCUCGGAUCCUAAGCUAGGCGAGGAGCACGAUUUACGCAUCAGCAGCGAUGAGUGGUUGGGCAGUGUGGCACCUACACCUCCUCACGUGCAAGGCUCUCGCUGGACUCCCGCUCGUAUUCUACCAACACCUCAAUCUCGAAAAUUGAUUGCGGAAGAAACACCACGGACAAAAGAGAUUGCCCGACUACGACCGAAAGGAAUCCUACGUUCACCUACCGGCAAGCAAAUCUUCGACUUUGGCCAAAAUAUCGCUGGCUUUGUGGUUGCCAAACUCAAAGGCAGGGAAGGCACGAAAGUCACGAUUACGUACUCUGAAUCAGUUGGCCCGGAUGGAGAACUGGACUUGGACUAUGCUCUGCCCAUCGAUGGAAAAGCACAACGUGAUUCUUGCAUCCUUGGCGGAAAAGACACUUAUUUCCAACCCUGGUUUACUCGUCAUGGUUUCCGCUAUGCUGAGAUCUCUGGCUGUGAUGAUGUAGGCUUCAACGAUAUCAAAGCCCUCAUCGUCUCCGCCGAUCUACCGGAAACCGGAUCAUUCACCUGUUCAGACUGGCGACUGGAAAGAUGGAGAGGCAAUGCUUUACGCUCCAUGCGAGGAAACUUCGCAGAUGUUAUUACCGAUUGUCCUACCCGUGAGCGAUUAUGCUGGAUGGGUGAUCUUCAAGCCAUUUCUCCUACUUCGACCAUGUUCUUGGAUACCCAGACAUAUCUCCGUCGCACUUUGAGGAAUAUCUCGCUCGAACAAUUGCCUGAUGGUACUGUCCCUCCUUUCCUCCCCGGCGAAUGCGCACAAGUCUACAAAGGUCUCUGGUGGCCCAUGUCUCUGAUUACCACCUCGGUCGGCUGGGGCGACGCCUGCGUGCUCGUGCCCUGGACACUAUACCAAUACUACGGCGACUUGUCGGUGCUCAAACGCCAAUACACAUCCAUGAAACGCAAAGUCGAGCAAAUGACCCGCGACGCCCGCUCCGGCAAAGGAGGCUAUGGCAAAUACUUCAAAGGCUGCAAAAAAGAACAUGAACCCUACAUCUUGGAUUCAGACAAGAUGUGGGGUGAAUGGCUGGAGCCGGGUAGUGGUAUGUGGGGGCUCUUCAAGUCUUUGAUGAUUCCUAGUCCCAAUACCGCUACUGCGUAUUUUGCUCACAAUGCUGCUGUGUUGAGUAAAGCUGCUGAAGCUUUGGGGUAUCAUGUCGAUGCGGAACAUUACUCUGCACUCUCCGAACGCGUUAGGGAGGCAUGGCGAGCUGCGUUUGUAUACGCCGACGACAGAAUCGGCGAUGACAAACAAGACGACUACGUCCGCGCCCUCGCCUUCAACCUGAUCGAGCCCGCCUCAAGACCAGCCACCAUAGCCCGCCUGGUGGAAAUAAUCACCGACAGCGAUUUCCACUUCGGCACUACAUUGCUCAACACAGCCAUGCUGCUCACCGUGCUCUCCGACAACGGCCGCGCCGAUAUAGCAUACAACCUACUCCUCCAAAACUCCUGCCACUCCUUCCUCAAUCAAAUCGAGCAGGGCGCCACCACGUGCUGGGAAACCUGGACCGGCUACGACGAACAGGGAAGAGCAAAAGGCAGCCACAAUCACGUCGCCACGGGCGCUUGCACACGCUGGCUCCAAGAAGGUAUCCUAGGAAUCACACCCCUCGAACCCGGCUACCGCAAGAUAAAAAUCCGCCCGCUGGUGGGUGGAGGUCUGGAUCACGCGUCGGGUGGCAUAGAAACACCGUAUGGGUUUUGCAAAAGCACUUGGAGGGUCGUGGUCAGUACUUCGAUGAUCCAAUUAGGCGUUACCAUUCCCGCAGGCGCGUCGGGGGAGAUCCAUCUGGGGGAUGGGAGUGUGCAUGAUGUGCCUGCCGGCACGCACUUUUUCGAGUGGCAGGGUGGGGUCUCGUUGUUCACGCCCGGUGGCUUGGAUGUGGAGAAUAUUCUGCAAGACCGCACCAGUGUUGCCAGUCCGCCGACGCGGAGGAAUUUCGCUCAGGCCAGUCCGCCGCAGAGUCCGUUGAGUGGACCGGCUAUUUCUCCAUUGAGUAUGGCUGGUGCUGCACUUGGAUUUGGAGCUGCAUCUGAAGUUGCAAAGGCCUUGGUUAACCAAAAUGGUCAAUCGAUGCCAUCGCCCUCGCCCUCACUAUCAGCAGGAAGUGGCAAAAGAAUCGACUCGGUGAGCUCGAUGAGGGAUGUGGCCAAACCACAACGCGGAAGUUUCGUAUUACCCAAGAACGGCGGGAUCAUGAGUUGGCCGCCCAGCGCAGCCACUUGAUCUUCUUCCUCAUACCUGAAUUCCGCACGGAGGGAAUGGGCAGAGGUGGUGGGUUUUCUUUUCCAUUUACCUUUCUCAUUAGCAUUUUUCGUUGGGUUUGGGACUGGGGUUGUUGUUUCAUCAAAGGGGGCGAGGGCUGGUUCCUUUUGUCCUUUCUUUUUUCUCGUUUGGCAUCUUCGGUUACUCAUAUAGACUAUUCUUAAUCAAUCUCUUCCUACCA